AAACCAGAAAGAAACCCUAGCUCUCUCGCGGUUAAAAAAAGAAGAAAAAGAAAAAAGAAAAAAAAGGAAAAAGAAAAAGAGGAAUCGAAAUUAUUGGGAAUUUUAAUUUCAAAAUCUAGGAUUCUGUUAGGGUUUCAAAUCGCCGACCGUGAGAUUCUCAAACCCUAAUCCAUGAAUUCACGCUCGUGAUUUUGACGAUUUGUGGGACGAAUAGACUGUUUCGUGAUAUGUCGGUUGAGAUCUGAAGAAAAUGUACAGGCAUGUAUGAUGGAAUGUGAAAAUUGGGGGAAUUUUGGUCUGGGCGUUUGUACUGUUGAUUGUUCAUGGAAGGUAGAGAAGAGAACUCCAAUGGCACUGCAAUUCCCAAAAAAUCGAGAUCUCUGGAUCUUAAAAGUUUAUAUAAAUCAAAAUUGACAAAAGAAACUUCAAAGAAGAACUUAAAGAGGAUAGGUAGUAGUCCUGGGAGUGGUGAUGAGAAGAAGAACAAGAGAAAGAAGGCUAGAAAGGAAGUGUCUUUAAGCAGUUUAGAUAAUGCUGAUGCAAGCAGCAAGAAGCUUCUUGAUGAAGAAUAUGACAAAGGGCCGGGUUCUGGUAGGCAGGAUUUGUGUGAAUUGAAGUUGGGGUUGAGUCAGAAAUUGAGUAGCAGUAGUGUGCUCAAUGGAGUUUCACUUAUUGUUGGUGGUGAUGUUGUUCGUAUUCCGAAGCGAAAGAGGAAUUUUGUGGGGCGGAAGAAAUUUGAAGCUGGUCAAGCAUCAAAUCUGGCUGGGCAACCUAGUUGUAAAGUUGGUCAUGUUGAUCAGGUGCCUAAGUUAUGUAGUGAUGAUUUGGCCAGGGGGGUUGAGUCUUCAAAGAUUAAACAGAAGAAAGAUUUUGAUGAAUUUAAGGAAAAUAGGAAUAGUGAUUCAAAUUCAGUUCAGCAUUUCAAGGGGAAUGGGGAUCAUGCCUCUCAUUCUGUUGUAAAUAGCGGUGAUUCCUCUUUAAAAAAGUCACAAAGGAAGGAAAGGAAGAGAAAGGCUCUGGCUUCAGAUAGAGUUAGGGUUGCCAAGGAGGCUGAGCCCUUGAUUGAUAGUUGUAAAAUAUCUGAUGAUUUGCAGGAAGAUGAUGAGGAAAAUCUUGAAGAGAAUGCAGCAAGGAUGCUAUCUUCAAGGUUUGAUCCAAGCUGCACUGGAUUUUCUUCUAGUAGCAAGUCUUCUACAUUGCCAUCAGCAAAUGGUUUGUCCUUUUUGCUAUCUUCUAGUCAAAAUGUUGUUAAUCGUGGGUCGAAGUCGCGGUCGGGGUCAGAAUCAGCAUCAGUUGAUACUACUGGCAGAGUCUUGAGGCCAAGGAAACAAUUCAAAGUUAAGGGUAAUUCCAGGAAGAGGCGCCAUUUUUAUGAAAUUCGGUUAGGUGAUGUGGAUGCAUAUUGGUUACUGAACCGGAAAAUUAAAGUGUUUUGGCCUUUGGACCAGAGUUGGUAUUAUGGCCUUGUUGAUGACUAUGAUGAAGGAAAAAAGCAGCACCAUAUUAAAUAUGAUGAUCGAGAUGAAGAAUGGAUUAAUCUCCAAAAUGAGAGGUUCAAACUGCUGUUACAUCGUAGUGAAGUUCCUGGAAAUGCAAGGAGGGAUAGAGCUUUAACGAAAAGGAGAAGUUCUGAUCAGCAAAAUGGAAGCAAGUCCAGAAAAGAAAGGCAAAGAAGAGAAGCAAUUACAGAGGAUGAUGGUUGUGGUGGGAGCUGUAUGGACUCGGAGCCUAUAAUUUCAUGGUUGGUGCGAUCUUCUCAUCGGCUUAAAUCUUCUCCUUUUCAUGGAAUUAAGAAACAGAAAACUUCUGUUACACUACCAAGUACAACCUCAUCAUUGUUAUAUGAUGAACCUGUUAGAGUAAAGGGACAUUUAGCUAAGAGUUCCUUGAGGGAUGUUAAAAAUAAUUUGUCUAGUGAUUUAUCACAAGAUAAAUUAGGUGAUAAUUUUAGGGAGAAGUCCUCAUUGCAAAGCGCCACUUGCACUAAAGAUGGAAAACGACCUAUUGUCUAUUAUAGAAAGCGGUUUCGAAGGCCAGCUCCAACAUGCCCUCGUAUGCCUGAAGAGAAACAUGUUAUUAUAAGUGCACCUUGUUCUAUUUCCUUUGCUGAUGUGGUUGCUGGGGUUGAGAAUGUAAAAGAACCAAGUCACAGGAGGGUUCAGGUUGAGGGGCCAUUGUGGUUCACUUACAAUGCGGAAGUUUCAAAUUUUUUUUGGGACAUGGAGUCAGCAUCAUUCAAAUUUGACCUAAACUUUCCAAUACGUUUGGUAUUGAAUGACGCAUUUCAAUCGGAGAAUUUUUGGUUGCUGUGUGCUGUUCUGCUGCUUCAAUAUGGUACAGUUAUGACCAAGUGGCCGAGAGUUUGUCUGGAGAUGCUUUUUGUCGAUAAUGUGGCUGGGUUGAGGUUUCUAUUUUUUGAAGGCUGCUUGAAGAUGGUUGCUGCCUUUGUCUUUUUUGUCCUUAGGGUAUUUCAUCAACCUGCUCACCAAGAGAAGUAUGUUGACUUGCAGUUGCCUUUUACGUCUAUUGGAUUCAAGUUUUCCAGUGUUCAUGUUAUUAAGAAGCCACUUGUGUUUGCAUUCUAUAAUUUCUCUAGAGUGAAGAACUCUAAGUGGGUGUACUUAGAUUCUAAGCUUAAGAGGCAUUGCCUGCUUAGUAAGCAACUCGACCUUUCUGAAUGCACAUAUGAUAAUAUUCAGGCACUUCAAAAGGGAUCAAGGGAGUUCCCCAUGACUUCCAUCAGUGAGCCCUCCUCAGUCAAGGUCUUGCGGAAGAGGAAUAGGCCGGAGAUUAACAUUAUGGGUGUUUCCAAAGUGUCCACUCAAGUUGAUACUCGUCUGUCUUCUGAUGCUGGCGAGAGGAAGCUUCCUCCAUUUGCUCUUUCUUUUGCUGCUGCACCUACAUUUUUUCUUUGUUUGCAUCUUAAGUUGCUGAUGGAGCAGUCAGCAGCUCAUAUAAACUUUUGUGUUCAUGCACCAAUAGAUAAUCAGGAAGACUCUGGUUUGGUGACAGAUGACUGUUCUAGCAUUGAUGAUUGCUGUAACAGGAGUUCAGAAAUUAGUCUGAGGAAAGAUGUGAUGAAUUUGUCAGACAGUGCUGAAGGUGAUGGAUGGUGUUGUGCUGAGUUAGUUGGUCCCUCUACUUGCAGUGAUCAAAUUCUCUCUCAGAAUUGCCAGAACAAUGGUCUUAAUGGCGCUGGAACUUCAAUUUCCCAUGGUUCUGAGAGGCUUGGUACUAUUCAUUCACCAGAGUGGCAAUCCCAUCAUUCAGUGCUAGAGAUAGGCUCUUUACCUUCAAGUUCUUUAAUGCACCAGGAUAAGGCUAAUGAUUGUUCUCAUUCUUUUAAUGGUGAUCUCAGUGUCCAAAUUCCCUCAGUUGAUCAAUUUGAGAAACCUGUUGACAGUGAUUUACAUGGUACUCAACACUCUCCUGAUUUCUGUUGGAAUGUAAAUGGAGGUGUCAUUCCAAGCUCCAAUCCAACUGCUCCCAGAAGUUCUUGGCAUCGGAACCGGAAUAGUUCCUUGUCAUUGGGAUUCCAGUCACAUGGGUGGUCUGAUGGCAAGGCUUACUCUCUUUACAAUGAUUUUAGCAAUGGACCUAAAAAGCCACGGACACAAGUGUCAUAUUUAGUGCCUUUUGCUGGGCAUGAAUUUAGUUCAAGACACAGAAGCCAUCAUCAGAAAGGGCUUCCUCACAAACGAAUUAGAAAGGCUAGUGAGAAGAAGUCUUCAGAUGUUGUUAGGGGUCCUAAAAAGAAUUUUGAAUGUGUAUCUUGUGAUGCAAAUGUUUUGAUUACUAUUGGUGAUAAAGGGUGGAGAGAAUCUGGGGCCCACGUUGUACUAGAGCUGUUUGACCAUAAUGAGUGGAAACUCUCUGUAAAACUUUUAGGAAUUACAAGGUAUUCAUACAAAGCACAUCAGUUUCUCCAGCCUGGAUCAACAAAUCGUUUCACACAUGCUAUGAUGUGGAAAGGAGGGAAGGAUUGGAUCUUGGAAUUUACUGAUAGGAGUCAGUGGGCUCUUUUCAAGGAGAUGCAUGAGGAAUGCUACAACCGGAACAUACGUGCUGCUUCAGUCAAAAACAUACCUAUUCCAGGUGUUUACUUGAUAGAAGAAAAUGAUGAUAAUGGACCCGAGAUAACUUUUGUUCGGAGCUGUAAGUAUUUCCGACAGGUUGAAACAGAUGUUGAAAUGGCUUUGGAUCCAUCCCAUGUUCUGUAUGAUAUGGAUAGUGAGGAUGAACAGUGGAUCUCGAACAUUCAAAAUUCUGAAAAAGAUAACAGUGACUUGAAUGGGAUCUCGGAGGAGAUGUUUGAGAAGACAAUGAACGUGUAUGAAAAGGCUGCAUAUGCUCAGCAACGUGAUGAGUUUACACCUAAUGAAAUAGAGGAACUCAUGGUUAGUGUUGGGCCUUUGUGUGUUGUCAAAAUUAUUUAUGACCAUUGGCAGCAGAGAAGGCAGAAGAAGGGAAUGGCUUUAAUACGACACUUGCAGCCGCCUCUAUGGGAAAGAUAUCAGCAAGAAGUGAGAGAGUGGGAAGUAGCCCUGACCAAGAACAACACACCUACUUCUAAUGGAUGCCCAUAUAAGGUUCCAACUUUGGAGAAGCCGCCCAUGUUUGCUUUCUGUUUGAAACCAAGAGGUUUGGAACUACUGAACAAGGGAUUAAAACAUCGGUCACAAAAGAAAAUUUCUGUCUCUGGGCAUACAAACUGUAUUCCAGAUCAGGAUGGCUUCCACACUUCUGGAAGAAGAUUGAAUGGCUUACAAUUUGGUGAUGAAAAGUUUGUAUACCCAGGCCAUAGUUAUGAUUCUUUGGAUGAUUCCCCAUUGCCUCAAACUUCACCGAGGGUAUUCUCACCACGGGAUGCUGGCAGUAGAUAUUAUUCUAUGACCAAUGAUGGAUACUAUAGAAAUCAUAUCCCAAAAUUUCACAGGAGCAAGUCCAAGAAAUUGGGGUCAUUUAUGUAUCAUAAUGAUUCACAGACAACGGCUUCUUAUAGUCAGAGCAUGUCAGCGUCAGCAAAGAGAAAUGGGGUUAGUAGGUGGAAUAUGGGCAACUAUGACUUGCCAGGUCACAGGCAGUACGUACUAGAUGGCUCUCAGAGGCAUGGGAUUGAACAAUUGGAUGGUUCAGACCUUGAUGAGUUUAGACUGCGUGAUGCCUCAGGUGCUGCUCAGCUUGCACGUAACAUGGCUAGGUUAAAGAGAGAGAGAGCUCAGAGGUUGUUCUAUAGAGCAGAUCUAGCAAUUCACAAGGCUGUGGUUGCUCUUAUGACUGCUGAAGCAAUGAAAGCUUCUGAGGACUCAGUUGGUGAUGGGUAGUAUGAUGAAACAUCUGACGCUCUGAUAACUUCAAGCAUCCCUUCUGUUUGCAAUGGAGCUGCAAAGAGGCAAGACUAGACAUGACGUCUGGUUUACUUUGUCAUGAGUUUUGGCCUUUUUUCAUUAUCCAUAUAUAUCAAGUGAGCUUCAAUCAAGAGAUCUAAAUUCAGUGAGGCGAGGGGAGAUUCAAAGUUCGAUUCCCUAGCACUGUCCACCAGAACCUUUUCCAGCUUGAGAUCUGCUCGGUUCAGAGUAAUUUUUGCACUGAUAUGCAGGGUAUAGAAGGUUAAUAUGAAUUUUUGGCUGGCCUAUAUUGUACAGAUUCCCUUCUCCCUCCUUUUUGCCCUUAUUUCUACCCCCCCCCCCCCCCCCCCCCCCUUCUCUUUCUCAGUUUCAAAUAUUCAACAUGAAAAUAGAA
Molecule: messenger RNA, 5742 nt
Organism: Gastrolobium bilobum
Lineage: Eukaryota; Viridiplantae; Streptophyta; Magnoliopsida; Fabales; Fabaceae
Exons: 5
Coding region: 324-5324 (1666 amino acids)
Biological process (GO): regulation of transcription by RNA polymerase II
Cellular component (GO): piccolo histone acetyltransferase complex
Source: RefSeq, a predicted model, not a curated record